Messenger RNA from Dovyalis caffra, 1611 nucleotides. The record is from the annotation of a GenBank genome assembly. NCBI's taxonomy places the organism in Eukaryota, Viridiplantae, Streptophyta, Magnoliopsida, Malpighiales, Salicaceae.
AUGGCGACUGCUCUAUCCAGAAAAGCAAAUCACCUGCGCAACAGCUAUCGAUUUCUCACUUCUCGAUAUCUCUCUCAAUGCAGUAGCAAACCUUACAUUCCUUUCUCGCCACUCCUCGAGAAUCCAAAUCUCCCUCUUCCUCGAUCGGUUUUACCUCUCGGUGGAGGAAUCCAGUCACUACCGAUUUCUCAAAGAUUUCUGUUUAGCACUACUGCUGCUGCUAGUACUGUUGAUUCCGAGAGUUCAAAAAAGACUGAAGAGGAUAAAUCUGAUGGAAAUGAAAAGUCUGGGGAUUCAAAGCGGCAAGAUAAUAAUAAUGCUGGAAGACCAUUACGGCGCGGGCCUAUUUCAUGGUUGAGUUUUCUGUUGCUGGCGGCUACUGGAGCUGGAUUGAUUUGGUAUUAUGACAGGAUGAAGAAGCGACGUAUUGAAGCAUUAAAUAAAACUUCUUCGAUUGUGAAGGAGGGACCAUCUGUGGGAAAGGCAGAGAUUGGAGGCCCAUUUAAUCUUAUCGAUCAUGAUGGGAAGCCUGUUACAGAGAAAGACUUUAUGGGGAAAUGGACAAUGAUAUAUUUUGGUUUCACUCACUGCCCUGAUAUUUGCCCAGAUGAGCUGCAAAAGUUAGCUGCUGCUAUUGAUAAAAUAAAGGAAAAGGCAGGGUUUGAUAUUGUGCCUGUAUUCAUAACUGUUGAUCCUGAGAGAGAUAAUGUUGAGCAAGUACGCGAAUAUGUCAAAGAGUUCCAUCCAAAAUUAAUUGGGUUAACUGGCAGCCUAGAAGAGAUACAGAAAACUGCUCGUGCAUAUAGGAUCUAUUAUAUGAAGACAUCUGAGGAAGAUUCAGAUUACCUUGUGGAUCACUCCAUAAUAACAUAUUUGAUGGACCCAAACAUGGAACUUGUGAAAUUCUUUGGGAAGAACAAUGAUGCUGAUGCUCUUGUGGAUGGUGUUAUUAAGGAGAUAAAGCACUACAUGGUUUCUGGUCUAGCCCUUGUAGUUAGAGUUAUCUGGGCUCUGAAACUAAAAGGUGUGGAGUAUGAGUACAUAGAAGAAAACCUUCUUAAUAAGAGUGAAUUGCUAUUGAAAUACAAUCCAAUUUACAAGAAGAUCCCAGUCCUUGUUCAUGGUGGCUCGCCAAUAGCUGAGUCUCUUAUCAUUCUUGAAUACAUUGAAGAAACAUGGCCGGAGAAUCCGUUGCUGCCAAAAGAUCCUUAUGACAGAGCCAUGGCUCGAUUUUGGAUUCAGUAUGAAGGUACUAAGUGUACUGAAGCUUUAGGAGCGUUUUUCCGAGCAAACAAAGAAGAGAGAGAGAAGGCAGGAAAAGAAUUAUUGGAAGUGCUGAAAAUCUUAGAAGAGCAAGGCCUGGGAGAUAAGAAGUUUUUCGGUGGCGAAAAUAUAAAUCUAGCAGACAUCUCAUAUGGAGCAUGUGCUUAUUGGUUGCCGGCCAUGGAAGAAGCAAUAGGUGUAAAAGUUUUGGAACGAAGCACAUUACCUAAAUUACAUGCUUGGGCUAAGAAUUUCAUGGUAGUUCCUGUGAUUAAAGAAAACAUUCCUGACUAUGAUAAGAUGCUGGCCCAUAUUAAAGUCUGUAGGGAAAAGUUCGCCAAGAACUAG